This is a messenger RNA of Aspergillus steynii IBT 23096, 753 nucleotides long. Its product is annotated as RNA-binding domain-containing protein. Gene Ontology annotation, molecular function: RNA binding. The transcript is spliced from 2 exons. The annotation marks the transcript as partial. The record is from RefSeq and is a predicted model, not a curated record. NCBI's taxonomy places the organism in Eukaryota, Fungi, Ascomycota, Eurotiomycetes, Eurotiales, Aspergillaceae.
ACCGAAGAGCCCGCUGGCGGUGCCUCGGCCAACCUCUUCGUUGGUAACCUUUCGUGGAAUGUGACCGAGGACUGGCUCCACCAGGAGUUCGAGGGCUUUGGUGAUCUCACUGGUGUGCGCAUCAUGACCGAGCGUGACACUGGCCGCUCUCGCGGAUUCGGAUACGUCGAAUUCUCCAACAACGUCGACUCCGCCAAGGCCUACGAGGCCAAGAAGGGCACUGAGAUUGACGGCCGUACGAUCAACCUUGACUACGCCACUGGCCGCCCGGCCAACAAGGACGCCGGUGGUAAGGACCGGGCUCAGGCUCGCGCCCGUUCUUUCGGUGACCAGGCCAGCCCCGAGAGCGACACCCUUUUCCUCGGCAACCUUCCCUUCAGCGCCACCGAGGACUCGAUCAGCGAGGUGUUCGGAAACAGCGGUAGCAUCAUGGGCAUUCGCCUGCCCACCCACCCCGACUCCGGCCAGCCCAAGGGCUUCGGUUACGUUCAGUACGCUUCCGUCGAGGAGGCCCGCCAGGCCUUCAACGACUGCAGCGGUGCCGAGAUUGACGGCCGCCCGGUUCGUCUGGACUUCAGCGCUCCCCGUGCCAACAACGGCGGCGGUGCUCCCCGCGGUGGCGGCGGUCCUCGCGGUGGUGGCCGCGGAGGUCGUGGCGGCCGUGGAGGCUUUGGCGGACGCGGCGGCGGUGGUCCUCCCAACCGUGGCCGUGGCUCCAUCCCUGAGUACAAGGGAACCAAGGUGACCUUCUAA